This is a messenger RNA of Hyaloperonospora brassicae, 2247 nucleotides long. NCBI's taxonomy places the organism in Eukaryota, Oomycota, Peronosporomycetes, Peronosporales, Peronosporaceae. The record is from the annotation of a GenBank genome assembly.
AUGCUGCCAUCGAGAUCGCGCAGCUUAGCGCUGCUGCGACGGACGCUGCGACGCCCGCCCGCUGCCCCUCUCACGCCUAUCUGCUCUAUCGAUAGUCUCAAAACACGCAGCUACCGAUGGACGCACCGCCGCGUGUCUUCUAUGCCCCUCGACGGUCCAUUGAAGCCGAAGAACACGCCGUCGUUUGCGAUUGCCGCGGCGUUUGAAGGCCACGAAGAUCUGGAGGACGACGAGGACUCUGAUCACUUGUACGGACAUACGAAGGACCACGACGAGGCCAAGAAAGAGGGUGCACGGUCGCUCAAAGAGCAGCUGCAGCGCGGUAUGGAGAAGAAGAAGCUCUGGAUGCAGUCGCUCGCCGCGCAGGAGCUCUACGCAGCUCUCGUGAAGAGCGUGGCAGACUGCUAUGCGCCAUUGUACGCGGCUAUGGGACUCGAAGGGAAGUGUCCGCUUGUGGCGGUGGCCACGGACCAAGCCAAGGGCGCACACGAGCUCGAGACGGAGUUUCAGCCGCAGCGUUUCGACGAGAUGCUGACCAAAGCCACCGAGCAAGAGGCGCUGGCGCUGCUGGUCAUUGACAAGCAGUCGUUGCUGGCACUGGCGAUUGUCGAGCAUCGGAACAAGCUCGCGGAAGAACUGUCGAGACGUGCGAAGGCAGGCACUGGCGUUGUGCUGCCGGGGACGAACGUCAUGGAGGAAGGGAACGCGGUGACGCUCGGCAGUCAUUUCCGCAUGUUUUACUCGUGGGCAAUGAGUGCCUACGCUUUGUGUGGCCGGGACUGCCACCCGCAGCUGUUCGACAUGUACGAACGGGCACAGAGUGCUGGCUUGUACGUCUCGGCCAACAUGAACGUCCAGUAUAUAUCUGCGCUGAUUGCCGAGAGACGCUUUGACGAAGUGUUUGAGUUCUACGAGUCAGUGCUUCGCGAGGGUCAGCCUACGUCGAUGUUCUUUUACAGGAACGUGCUGUUUGCCGUGUCUGUGACGCACAGAGUCGAGCUGCUGGAUUCCAUUCUCGAAGACAUGCGCGUCAAGGGUUUCAAACUGCGUGCCGAGGACUACUUGCGCGGCAUUCGAACGUACGACAACGAGUACUUCCUUACGAGGGUGCAACCAGACGAUAAGCGCCGGUCGGAUCGACGCAGUCGCAGUGAUCGCGAGACGAAAAACCGCGAAUCUGCGUUCACGACACCUCGAGAUACGUACCACAUGUGCGUGCAACGGAUUCGCGAGCAGGAAGAACACCCAGAACGGUUCGAGAAGAUUGUCGACGCUGCACAGAGCGUGCUGACUCUAUUCGAUACGAUGGUGGACGUCGAUGGACUUGCUCCACGAAAUGAGCACUUUUUCCCGCGCGUGAUUACAGCAGCCGUGUAUGCUCAGGAAUGCGAGCGCGUUCCAGACCUUUUGGCCCUGCACGCUGAUCAUGUCGACAAGCCUCUCCAUUAUGCCGGUGUUCGCAUGGCCGUGAACGCACUUUUGCUGCUGGAAAAGCCCGCUGCAGCGUGGGAUCUCGUUCGCGAGACGAAUCCAGUUCUCGAGCCUCAUCGUUAUGCGUUACUGGGCAACAUUUUCAGCUACCACUGCAUGAAGAAGCGCGGCGCAGACAUUAUCCAGCUGAUGCACCAUACAGAAGAGAUGGGGCUGCAAGGCGUGUUCACGCUGUCGUUGGUCAAGAGCUUAGUGCCCGCGCUUUGUUCGAGCGUCGAUAGCGUCAGUGACGAGGUCCUGAUGGAGACCGCGACGCGCUUUGACAAUGUCUUCCACCUACGCACCAGUGAGCACCAUUUCGGUGUCUUCCUUCGUGAAUGCUGCCACAGUAAGCGUCUUGUUGUGGUGAAAGCUGCUCUCAAGCAGUGGCUGGCCACCUCCGAGAACAAAGUACCGCUCAAGGGCACUCUGGCUUCCAAGCUCUUGCAAACGUUCGAGAGCGAGUCGGACUGGGCCUUCAUGGCCGAAGUGUUUGAGCUGACGGACUUCUCGCACGUGAACAGCGAAGACAACCGCAAGGCCAUUGUGAGCGCUGUCUCACGUGCCUACGAAGCUCUCGGCGAGCCUGAACGUGUCGAGCGCGCUGAGCGCAUUUCUCUAGUCGCAGGUAAGCGGCAAAAAGCGGUGCAACCACAAGCGUCAACAAGACAGCAGCAGAAGACCCGCGGCAAGCGUCCAGGCAGAUCGGCAGCUGCUUCGAGUAGCGCAAAGCCGAUGCUGAUCAACGGCGUUCCUGUCCUCUCGUCUUCCUCGUAG